This is a messenger RNA of Cercopithifilaria johnstoni, 249 nucleotides long. Lineage: Eukaryota; Metazoa; Nematoda; Chromadorea; Rhabditida; Onchocercidae. The record is from the annotation of a GenBank genome assembly.
AUGGUCCGCUUGAUUGAGAGGACGCUAAGAGGUACGCAGGGGCGGGGAAUGCCAGGAAAGCAGGAAAUGCUAAUGGUAAUGAUGGGCGGUAAUGAUGUUGUUCGCGAUAUUGGUAAAAUCACAAUAGCAAUUACAAUCAAACGAGCAGAUUUUGCAGGGGUAUUACCAAAUCAGGAGAGAAGAAGACAUUCGUAUAAAUUUGCUAAUGCUGAAAGAAGAAUUCAAUUCUUGAAAUUGUCUACUUGUUGA